AUGCUCUUCAGGACAACUUCCGGGAGGGGCGCCAUGGCUUCCAGGGAGGAGGUACUCGCCUUGCAGGCUCAAGUUGCCCAGCGCGAGGAGGAGCUGAGUUUCCUGAAGCAGAAGCUGGCGGCGGCUGUUUUGGCGGAGCAGGAGCCAGAGCGGCUGGUUUCGGUAUCACCCCUGCCGCCGAAGGCCUCCCUGUCUCGAGAUGAGAUUUUGCGCUAUAGCCGGCAGUUGGUGCUUCCUGAGCUGGGCGUGCAGGGACAGCUGCGCCUGGCCGCUGCAUCGGUGCUAGUAGUGGGCUGCGGUGGGCUCGGCUGCCCGCUGGCGCAGUACCUGGCAGCGGCCGGCGUAGGCCGCCUUGGCCUUGUGGACUACGACGUAGUAGAAAUGAGCAACUUGGCCCGCCAGGUGCUGCAUGGCGAGGCACUGGCCGGGCAGGCCAAGGUCUUUUCGGCCGCCGCCUCGCUGCGCCGCCUCAAUUCGGCGGUGGAGUGCGUGCCUUAUGCGGAGGCGCUUACGCCAGCCACGGCGCUAGACUUAGUCCGCCGCUAUGACGUGGUGGCUGACUGCUCUGACAACGUGCCCACUCGCUACCUGGUUAACGACGCAUGUGUGCUAGCCGGCCGGCCUCUCGUGUCAGCCAGCGCCCUGCGCUUUGAGGGCCAAAUCACGGUCUACCACUAUGACGGCGGGCCUUGCUACCGCUGCGUAUUCCCUCAGCCACCUCCAGCGGAGACAGUGACCAACUGCGCGGAUGGCGGGGUGCUCGGUGUCGUAACCGGGGUCCUGGGCUGCUUGCAGGCGCUGGAAGUGUUGAAGAUCGCAGCAGGCCUGGGCCCGUCUUACAGCGGUAGCCUGUUGAUCUUUGAUGCGCUCAGAGGACAUUUUCGUUGUAUUCAGCUUCGGGGCCGCAGGCCUGACUGUGCAGCUUGUGGGGAGCGGCCCACAGUGACUGCCCUGGAGGACUACGAAGCCUUCUGUGGCUCCUCAGCCACUGAUAAGUGCCGCUCUCUGCGGUUGCUGAGCCCAGAGGAGCGAGUUUCGGUCACCGACUAUAAGCGACUUCUGGAUUCCGGCUCACCCCACCUGUUGCUGGACGUUAGGCCUCAAGUGGAGGUGGACAUCUGUCGUUUGCCUCAUGCCUUACACAUCCCUUUGAAACGUUUGGAACGGAGGGAUGCAGAGAGCCUGGAACUCUUAGGAGAAGCUAUCCGGGAAGGGAAGCAGGGCACACAGGAAGGGGCAGCUUUCCCGGUUUAUGUGAUUUGCAAACUGGGCAAUGACUCCCAGAAAGCCGUGAAGAUCCUGCAGUCCUUGACAGCAGUCCAGGAGUUAGAAUCGUUCACAGUUCAAGAUGUUGUGGGGGGCCUUAUGGCCUGGGCUGCCAAAAUCGAUGGAACAUUUCCGCAGUACUGAGGUGGAUGGGAGAGUCUGACCUGAGGAAGAUGGCUGGGUUACCCAAAAGAUACAUUUAUUUGCAUUUUUUUUUUCAGGAACGUAUGGAAGAGCCUGAAUACCUCAACUCCUUUAUAUAAGGGGCUUUGUUGUCGUAACGUAUUGGAUGCUGUCGUUUUCAGUUAUAUUACCGUUUCUGAGAUCUGUCUUGUGUUUUUAGCACUCGGAUGAGGUCUUGAACGUGUGAGUUAUAAUGUUAAGUGACAGGGUUUUGCGUUUUGAUAGAUCGUGUGUCCUUUUUUGUCCACCUCCCUCAAUCAAACAGUACUUUAAAUCGUCCGUUUUGAUGCUUGGAAAAGUGUUGUAAACGUAGUUUUACUAAAUUGAUCACAGAUGAUAUACUUAAGGUCAGUUUAAUGUUUGCUAAGACAUUGUUUGGGUCUUUUUUCUACUUCAAAGGAUAGACUAUAUUGCUACCGAAGUAAGUGUUUAAAAUGUAAGUUGUUUUAAUUAUGUGGGGAAGGGUCAUUCUAUGAAACAUUUUGGAUUAAUAUCAAAGUGAGAUAUUUGUAGUUUAGCAAGAUAAAACUUUGUAGUCUGUCAGUUUCUCUUACAAAUUGAUGAUUUAGAAAAAAUGUUUCUUAUAGUGUUGUAUACAUGAUAUACUGCGGUUUGGCUUGCUUUGAUGUCUUCAAGCUUAAGUCCCAACCUUCUGCCCUCCCCUGCCCUUUUUUCCUUAUCCAACCUGUUAUGUUUCUUUCUUGCUUUACUGGCCAAGGACCCCAAAUACAAUACUGAAUUAAAGUGGAAUAGGGAGCAUUCUUACCUCCUUCACAAUCAGGUGAAAAACUUGACUAUUUGACCAGUAUUACUUGUUAUUGCUUUACCAGAGAUUCCCUUUAUCAGAUUAAAGAAUUUUCCUUCCGUGUAUAGUUUGCUAAGCUUUGGUUGAAUUCGUCAAGUGCUUUUUCUGCAUUAUUAUGUGCUGCUUUUUUUUCACUUCGGUUAAUGCAGUAAACUACAUUGAUUCUUUCUAUGGUGGCAAAACACACACACACACACACACACAAACACAGUUUACCCCUCAAUAACUUUCAGGCAUACAAUACAGUAUUGUCAACCACAUGCACACGCUGUGCAAUAGAUCCCGGAGCCCCCAUCCCACAUGGCUGAAACACCCACCAAACAGCUCCCCACUUCUCCCCUUCAAUUUACUCUUUCUACUUUGAUUUAAUCUAUUUUAUUCCAGGAUUUUAUGGCAGUACAAAUUGUAGGUGCUUUUAUGUUUACUUACUAAACAACAUUUUCAUGAGAUGGAAGGUAGUCUGCCUAACUUCUAAAUACGUACAAAAUUAAAAGCAAAGAUUUGGUGAGUAUCUGGGGCAAAUUGAGUACAUGCCAUGUCAAAAGAGCCUCCACUCUCCAGCUGAUUGUUGCCUGCCAAUCUAUAAUUCUCAGAAAUCACAGAUGUGUGGAAUCUUUGUAUCUCUGGCUACAAUAUAUAUACAUAGAAUAUAUACAGUAUAUAUACAAAGUUUAUGUGGGCCAGACAAAACCUUCUGCAGGUCAGAUUUACUCAGCAGUCUGCAAUCUCUGAUAUAGACUCUUAGUUUAUCAUAAAAGGAUGGUAUUAUUUACCAAAUGCAAAAUUAGGAUAGCCCUUAACUUUUUAACCGUGAAAUACGGUAACCCAGGUUACAGGAGCAGGUUUCUUGUGCUUUUUCCCCAAGGAGUUGUGGAAAUGAAUGACUGAGGCCAGGAGAAGAGAACAGAGAUAGCAGGCCUGUGUCUCAGCUUCUUGCUUCCAGGACAAAAGCUGCUUCUGAUCCAUAUUAAACAAUAAAGUGGACGUAGGAACUCUUUGA
This is a messenger RNA of Panthera uncia (snow leopard), 3254 nucleotides long. RefSeq names its product molybdenum cofactor synthesis 3 (gene MOCS3). Gene Ontology annotation, molecular function: adenylyltransferase activity; thiosulfate-cyanide sulfurtransferase activity; URM1 activating enzyme activity. The transcript has a single exon. The record is from RefSeq and is a predicted model, not a curated record. Bases 1 to 1410 code for a protein of 469 amino acids. NCBI's taxonomy places the organism in Eukaryota, Metazoa, Chordata, Mammalia, Carnivora, Felidae. Gene Ontology annotation, cellular component: cytosol; cytoplasm. Gene Ontology annotation, biological process: tRNA wobble position uridine thiolation; protein urmylation.